Saccostrea cuccullata (small rock oyster) is the source of this 789-nucleotide messenger RNA. RefSeq names its product GTP-binding protein Di-Ras2-like. NCBI's taxonomy places the organism in Eukaryota, Metazoa, Mollusca, Bivalvia, Ostreida, Ostreidae. Gene Ontology annotation, biological process: signal transduction. The transcript has 5 exons. Bases 1 to 789 code for a protein of 262 amino acids. The record is from RefSeq and is a predicted model, not a curated record. Gene Ontology annotation, molecular function: GTPase activity; GTP binding; GDP binding. Gene Ontology annotation, cellular component: plasma membrane.
AUGGACAAGGUACCAGAAGGAGGGAUGUCACCGAGUAUAUUCACAUCGAAUGCACCUUCUUGGUACCGGUUUAGCCUUUAUGCAGUUUUGGGAGGCGUGGCUGUGGUAACAAUAGGCUUACUGAGUGUCUGUUGCAAAAAGAUUUGGGCUGCCUUGGCGAAACGUGAUGAUGAUGACGAUGAUGAAGAGGAGCGAAAGAAAUACAAAGAAUACAACAACAGAAGUCGUUCAAACACAGUUAACGUUCUAGCAAAACAAAAACCCAAAAAGUGGCCAUGCUAUGUUUUAUACGGCUUAUUUCAACAAGUUCAAAUCAUCGAUACUUCAGGCAGCAAUGAGUUUCCCGCCAUGCAAAACCUUAAUAUUAGGAAUGGAGACGAUUUUGUCGUGGUGUAUGCAGUAGAUGACCCCCAGUCAUUCCAUCAGGCCCUCUCACUUGUUAAAAAAGUCAAAGACAUUAAAGGAAAAGACUUCAGCAGGAUAAUUCUUGUGGGAAACAAGAUAGACAAAACGAAUUCUAGAAAAGUAACUACUGAAGAAGUUCUGAAGAAAUCAGUAACCGAGGAAAUGCUCUGCUUUACUGAAACAAGUGCUAAACUGAACUGUAACAUUAGAUGCCUUUUCCAAAUUAUUUUAAGGAACUACGUGAAGUCAGAUGAUUUAUAUUUUAAGAAGAAAAACAGAAAAAUAUCGAAAUGUAAAGUUAAGAGCUUUUCGGGUUCCUGUGUUAAAGCUAGGAAACCCUCAGUGCAAAGUCUUGUAUACUCACUUUAUACCAAAAAUAAUUAA